This is a messenger RNA of Ornithodoros turicata, 4306 nucleotides long. It is a transcript of the gene woc, whose product is annotated as zinc finger MYM-type protein 4-like. The coding region runs from base 333 to 4160 and encodes 1275 amino acids. Lineage: Eukaryota; Metazoa; Arthropoda; Arachnida; Ixodida; Argasidae. The record is from RefSeq and is a predicted model, not a curated record. The transcript has 19 exons.
CACGCGAGUAGCCGGACAGCAAGCCGGAUGGUGCGGUGUCCCGCGUUUGUUUACGAGUCUCUAGUUGUUUGAAAUGUCAGAACAAAUUUGUUUGUGACGCUUUUACUCAUGAAAUUGUGCCAGACGGAGGUGAUCUCUGUGAUUAGUGUUCCCACUGUUGUCCACACAGAUGGUAGACUAUCCAUGCUGGUUGCCUGUCGAGCGUAUUCACAAGAACAGGCCCUUUAAACGCAGUUGAAAGGCUUAGCCUAUCUUAGGCAGUGCAUCUGAACAUUUAUAAGCAAGUCCACCGUUAUCAACUAUGUGUCACCGUCAGCAAUCAGUCUAGUAACAUGAGCAAGACAGGGGAAGACCUUGCUGAUGUCCCUGUAAAGUCAGAGGGAGCUCAUGCAAAUGGUACUCAUGAGCCAGUAUGUGACUCCAAGCUUGAUGGUGAACAGUUUGCCAAUGGUCAAGGAGAGGAUUCAGUUGCAGCUGAAGCACUGGACGCCUCUUCUACAUCAUCAAAGCCUUCCAAGGCAGAAGUAAAUGGCACCCAAGAUAUUCUGCGGGAAGGCUCCAGUGAGACUAAGAUGGAAGUGGACCGAGAGCCAUUGAAAUCGGAAGCUGUCAAGGAGGAAGAAAAUGUGGUGGGGAAACCCGAAGCCAGUGAUGAGGUGACUGAAGAGGCAUCUGAAGGCAGGACUAGUAACAAUGAUGGUGAUGCAAACUCUGGUGAAGCAACACCCACCUCUACAUCUCCUCGCAAGGUAAAGAAGAAGAAGAAGGUGACAAAGUUGUCCAUCAUGCAUGCAAUAGCAGCCAGGCUCUCCAAUCAAGGCAAGGCAACUAAAGAGGACCCCAAGGCAGGAACGGAUAAUUCCACUAAACAAGAAAAUGAUGGUCCUAAAGAGGAACAGAAAGUUGCAGUGGAGGCCCCAUCAAAAGAAACUAAAAGUGCUGCAGAGUCCAAGCCUGAAAGCCCUUCAGGACCUCCAGAAAGUGGAACAGCACCGGCAAAGAAGACCAGCAACACCUGUGCUGUUUGCUCUGCCACCAAAGGGCUACGAUAUCAAGUCCUAUACCAGGGCAAGACUCAGUUCUUGUGUUCAGAUGGAUGCUUCAAGGCAUUUCGGAACAAGCAAAAGCUGGCUCCGAAGAAACCAGUAGAGCGCAAGGACCAAUGUGCUGUAUGCCAGAAGGAGAUAGCUGAAGGCAAGGGCUACUUUCCUAUAGCAGGGGAGUGCAAGCCAAUUUGUUCAGAGAAUUGCAUCAAGAAGUACAGUGAACGGCAUGGAAACUGGCGUGUUUGUGCCCAUUGCAGUCACAAACUGGGUGCAGAGGACAACAAGUUCCUCAUCUGGGAAACAAUGGAGUAUUGUGGUGAAGAGUGCCUGAGCAAGUAUCAGACAACCUCUGGAUCCCACUGCUCACAUUGCAAUGCGGUCGUCCCGCAGACGUCCCUUGGAAAAUAUUGUGUCCGUUUUGGCUCUGACAUAAGGCAGUUCUGUUCAGGGAAGUGCCUGGAGGAGUUCAAAAGGGGGCUUAAGGUUUGCUGCCUAUGUCAGAAGGACCUGUCCUCGCAAACAGAAGGAUUCCUGGCGCCUGUCGGUGAGAAGGGCCACUUUAAGGACUUCUGUAGCCAGCAGUGUCUGGAGCGGUACGAGAAAAUCAAUGCAGCGUCCUCUGGAGCAGCCCCCAUCAAAAAAUGUUCAGCGUGCAAUAAGGAUGCUCCCGUCAAGUAUGAGGUGCAGUUCAAAGAGGAGACCCAUCCUCUUUGCUGUGAACUGUGUGUGGCUUCGUUUCGGUACAGGCAUGGUCUGCAUUCAAAUGUGUGCGAGAACUGUCAUCAGCUGUUUGAUGGCAGCAGCAAUCUUACGGAAGCCAAGGAGGGUCGGACAGUGCUCCAUGAGCUGUCACCGAAGCAGUUCUGCAGCAAAUCGUGUGUUAACCUCUUUGUGCUGUCUCACCGAAAGAUUGUUCCCUGUUCAUGGUGUAAGGUGAAGAAGUACAACUUUGACAUGAUUGAGCGUGUAGGUGAGGCCGGCGCUCAGGGUCAGAUGUUCUGCUCACUCAACUGUCUCAGCUUGCUGAAAGCAAACCAGAGUGCCUCUUCCUCACGAGUCGUGCGGUGUGACCACUGUGGGAAAAUGCAGGGAGCGCAAUACCACUUGACCAUGAGUGAUGCUUCUAUUCGCAACUUUUGUUGUUACAAGUGCGUGCUGAACUUCCAAAGCCAGUUCUCAAAUCUACCUACCCUUACGACUUCCGCACCUACUGCUACCCAAGCUGCAAACCAAGCCGCCACUCAAACAAAAAAUCAGGGGGGCCGCAACUCUACACCCAUCAUCUCGAGCAUCAUGUCCUUGGCACCUAACUCUGCCCACAAUGUGGUGCCUACGACCUUACAGCAAGUGGAUGCGGUCACAGGUUCGGCAAAAAUGCCCAAUCUUACUCCGGUUGUCAAGGUAACGACGAGCAGCAAUGCAACACACUCCGUGGUGAUGAAAGACGUGACUUCACCCACAAUCCUAGCUAAACCGUCUGUGACAGUGACUCCAACAUUAGGAGGACCUCCAGUGGUUGCUAUGUCAUCUGUGGUGGGAAAAGACCAGUUGCCCGUCACAGCACGAGAGAUCAUUGUACAGUUCCCUCCUCCAAAGCUUGUGAAAAACAAGACCAUGCAGUGCAAGCCCGUCACACAGUCUAAGGGUAUCUCGUGCAGGCCGCAUCCUUUUCACAAGGAUACACAAACAGAAGAAAGUGGUGAUGCACCAAAAGCUCUAAAAGGGAUAAUUCCAAUUCCCGUUCCCAUAUAUGUCCCAACACCAAUGCACAUGUACACACAAACAGUGCCCACUCCUAUUCCUUUUCCCAUUCCUAUCCCAGUGCCUAUCUUCAUACCCACAACAAAGGAAACCACUGAUGAAAUCCUGGAAACCAUCAAGCAAAUAAGAGACCACCUGAGAAGUAGUGAAGUCUACGAUCAGGCUCUGUUGAAUAUAGCUCACCUAGUCACGGGUGUCCCAAAAGCUUCAUCACCGAGUGAGCAACAUCAGCAGGAAACUAGCGCAACAGAAGAUUCACCAAAAGAAAGCAGUGUGAACACACAAGAAGUUUGUGAUAGAAAAUUAAAGAGGACUGCUGAUAGUAUGGACAAGGACUCAGAAGCUGGCAGUGAGGAACCACUGAGUAAAAUUCCAUGUGUCUCUGAUGAGGACCCUAUGGACUACCCUGACUACAUUGAACCGGCAAUUUUGGAAUAUCCAUCUGAUCAAGAAAGGGAGGACGAUAUCACGGACUACGACACCUUGAAGAAGGAGUUUGGAGUGGAAUCCUGGUCAAACUGGGUGAAGAAGAAGAACCAAGAUCUAGAAAUGGGGUCGCAAACGGGUUCCCGAAGGCUGAAGUUAUUCAAGACCGAUCUACUGAACAUGACACCUGAAGAGCUUAAUUAUGCUCUUUGCCUUUUCAUCAAGGAAGUUAACCAGCCCUCGGGUGAACCUUACCCUCCAACAUGCAUAUAUGUACAGUGCCUAGGCAUUCAACAGUACUUAUUCGAGAACGAACGACUCGACAAUGUCUUCAGCGAUCCACAGUAUGAGAUGUUUGCAGGUUGUUUGAACAGCCUGUUGUGUAACGUUCUUGAGCGUCCUGCAGAACCUGUCCCCAGGAUCAGUGAAGAAAUGCUGUGGGAGGCCAAGCAGUUGGGAGCACACUCCCCAUCUGUGCUGCUCAACACGAUCAUGUAUUUUAGUGUGAAGCACUUCAAGCUGAAUACAGUGAAAGAGAAUGUCUGCCUGUCCUUCACCAGCAUUUCCAAACAAUGGCAGAAGGUUCCCAAAGCCCGCUCAAUCCGCGUGUUGAGGUAUACAGGAAGAGGGCAAGGUAACAGCUCUGUUAAACCAAAGGAGGAGUGUGAAGACCAGGUAGAAAAUUUGGAGGAUCCUCUGAGGUGUCCCAUCAAGCUCUAUGAAUUCUACCUAUCAAAAUGCCCCGAUACGGUAAAAUGCAGGGAGGACGUGUUCUACAUGCAGCCAGAAAGGUCCUGUCAACCGGAUGGCGCAGUGUGGUACUCCUCACAGCCUUUGGGCGAGGAGGUGAUAGCAAGGAUGCUCACUCGCUUCUGUAUGGUAAAGGAAGUACAAGACAUAAGGAAUUAUCUUUUCAAUGAUAGGUGAUUGGACUUUCAUCACCACCUGCAGAUGCAGGAUGUACACACCAUUCCACAUCAUCGUUUUGACAGGCAUUACAUGUGUCCUUCAUCUUGUUCAAGCUGUUCUCAUGGAGGUGCUUUAGCAAAAUAAAACAAUUUUGAAAUGUGUUA